UCUUUGUCUGAAAUGAUUUCAUGAAUGCGAAAAUGAAAAGAGUGGUAAGUUGGUUUCAUUUUUGAAACACGGCAACAACGUUGAAAAGCAUUCUCUAACCACACUGUCUAGUUUUGGCGCUCCCUUCAGCAUCGUCACAGUUCACAACUAUAAAAACAGUCAAAGGACACAACAACGUGCACCAAAAGGUCGCCGGAGAAUGGCAAACUGUCACCGGAAUAGCGUUGGAUCCAUCGCUCUCGACCACCGACACACUGAGAAAAAUGCCACUGCUGGCGGCCACUUCCGUGUGCUCCGCCGCUUGAUCUUCGAUGCCGUCAGCUGCGGCGGCACCUCCCGCUACCGUUAUCGCCAGCGUGGCGGCGGCGAAGGAAGCGUUGGUGACUUUAGUUCGGUGGCUAGUCAUGCAGAGAAGGAGGAGAGGUCGGAGAAGAGGUCGGAGAAGCUGUCGGAUCUGCUGAACGCGGCGGAGACGAAAACGGAUGCGGAGGUGGCGAGGAAGGAGGAGGCAUUGGCGGAGCUGAAGCGAGUGGUGAAGGAGUUGCGCGAAGAAGACCUCUCGAUGCGGAGAAUCGCGGCGGAGAGAGUGAGGUCGCUGGCGAAGGAAGAUGCCGAAGCGAGAGCGAAUCUCGCAAUGCUCGGAGCAAUUCCUCCUCUCGUCGGAAUGCUCGAUUCGGAAGACGCUCGUUCGCAAAUCGCUUCGCUCUAUGCUUUGCUCAAUCUCGGAAUCGGCAACGAUGCAAACAAAGCGACUGUAGUGAAAAUCGGCACUGUACACAAGAUGCUGAAACUAAUUGAAUCGAGUGAUUCAAAUUCGUCGGUGGCCGAAGCGAUUAUUGCGAAUUUCCUUGGAUUGAGUGCUUUGGAUUCGAAUAAACCGAUAGUUGGUUCCUCCGGUGCAAUACCGUUCCUUGUUAGCACCCUAAAAAAUUUAGAGGCUAGUAAAACCGUAUCACAAUCCCAAUCGCAAGUGAAGCAAGAUGCUCUGCGCGCUUUGUACAAUCUUUCAAUAUGUCAGAGCAACAUUUCGGUUAUUCUGGAGACUGAUUUGGCUUGGUUUUUAGUGAGCGCGAUAGGGGACAUGGAAGUGAGCGAGAGGAGUCUGGCGAUUCUGAGCAAUUUAGUGUCGACUCCGGAGGGAAGAAAAGCGAUCGGUGGUGUGAGCGAUGCUAUUCCGAUUCUGGUGGAUGUGUUGAGUUGGACGGACUCGCCAGAGUGCCAAGAGAAGGCGUCGUAUGUGCUGAUGAUUAUGGCACACAAAGCUUACGGGGACAGGAGGGCCAUGAUCGAGGCAGGGAUUGUGUCGUCGCUGCUUGAGUUGACGCUUGUCGGAACCACGUUAGCUCAGAAGAGAGCCUCCAGAAUAUUGGAGUGUUUGAGGGUGGACAAGGGGAAACAGGUUUCAGGGAGCUACGCUGCAAACUUGAAUUUGGGUGUCUCUGCUCCUAUUUGUGGUGGCUCUUCUUCCUCCGAGGGUGGUGCAGGAGGAAGAGGGUCCUUGGUGGAGGAGGAAGAUGGAAUGAUGAUGAGUGAGGAAAAGAAAGCAGUGAAACAGUUGGUGCAGCAAAGUCUGCAGAAUAACAUGAUCAAAAUCGUGAAGAGGGCCAACUUGCGUCAGGAUUUCGUUCCAUCUGCCCAAAUUGCUUCACUCACUUCGAGUUCCACUUCCAAGAGCCUCCCAUUUUGAAUAAACGAUUUCACACUGUAGUUUCGUGGUGUUUUUAGUCUUGUAGCUAUUUCCUAGCACUUAUAAAAUAGUAGAUUACUCAUUAUAAUAGUAUCAAUUUCCACUUUGUGUAGCUUUUGGUUCUAUCGUUUUUUGGUAUCUGCUAAGGACACAUUAUGUUUCUUUGGCGUGAGCUAUUUGAAUUUGAGGUUUAGAUUUGCUGGUUUUGGUGUAGUUUGUUGGUGCCUCCCCAUCAGUGGCAUAACAGAAAAAAUGGAAAAUCUCAGGUUUGCUUUAAGAAUGCAAACUCUA
Vigna umbellata (rice bean) is the source of this 1978-nucleotide messenger RNA. RefSeq names its product U-box domain-containing protein 45-like. Gene Ontology annotation, molecular function: protein binding. The record is from RefSeq and is a predicted model, not a curated record. NCBI's taxonomy places the organism in Eukaryota, Viridiplantae, Streptophyta, Magnoliopsida, Fabales, Fabaceae.